Messenger RNA from Annulohypoxylon truncatum, 1677 nucleotides. Its product is annotated as aspartate-semialdehyde dehydrogenase. The record is from RefSeq and is a predicted model, not a curated record. The transcript is spliced from 5 exons. NCBI's taxonomy places the organism in Eukaryota, Fungi, Ascomycota, Sordariomycetes, Xylariales, Hypoxylaceae. The coding region runs from base 208 to 1296 and encodes 362 amino acids. Gene Ontology annotation, molecular function: protein dimerization activity; aspartate-semialdehyde dehydrogenase (NADP+) activity; NADP binding. Gene Ontology annotation, biological process: L-threonine biosynthetic process.
GUGUUCCGAUGGCGGAUGGCGGGGUUCUAUGGCGGGGCAAAUUUUUGACAAUUUUUAGAAGCAAGCACCCGAUUCAUGGGACGAGCAGGAACGAGCAAGGACGACUAGCUCUGAGCUAGAAAUAUAUUUGCAUAUAUUUAGCUCGAUACAGUUUAUACUCGCACGAGAAUCCUACCUUCCGAAUAGUCAAUCAGUUCGAAGACGACCAUGGCUUCCCAAUUCCCUACUAAGAAAUGCGGCGUCCUAGGCUGCACAGGCUCCGUCGGCCAGCGCUUCAUCCUGCUGCUGUCGCAGCACCCGCACUUCGUCCUGCACGCCGUGGGCGCGUCGUCCCGGUCCGCGGGCAAGAAGUACAAGGACGCCGUCAAGUGGAAGCAGGCCUCGCCCAUGGGCCCCGUGGCCGAGCUCGUCGUCCGCGAGUGCAAGGCCAGCGAGUUCGCCGACUGCGACGUCGUGUUUAGCGGCCUGGACGCGGACGUUGCCGGGGACAUCGAAAUGGAAUUCCUCAAAGCCAACCUCGCCGUGUUCUCCAACGCGAAGAACUACCGCCGGGACCCGCUCGUGCCGCUCGUCGUGCCUACCGUCAACCUGCCGCACCUGGACCUGAUCCCGCACCAGCGGGCGCAGCACGGGCUGGAGAAAGGGUUUUUAGUGUGCAACUCGAACUGCGCGGUGAUCGGGCUCGUGAUCCCGUUCGCGGCGCUGCAGGCGCGCUUCGGGCCCGUCGACGCCGUCUCCGUCGUCACCAUGCAGGCCGUGUCCGGCGCGGGGUACCCGGGCGUCAGCAGCAUGGACAUCGUGGAUAACGUCGUCCCCUUCAUCUCCGGCGAGGAGGACAAGCUCGAGACCGAGGCCCGCAAGAUCCUCGGCUCUAUUAAUGCCGAUGCUACUGCUCUCUCCGACCAGGAAGGCCUCAAGGUCAGCGCGAGCUGUAACCGCGUCCCUGUGCUCGAUGGACAUACGGCGUGUGUGAGCUUGCGCUUCAAGAAUAGGCCUAGCCCGACCGCGGAGGAGGUCAAGAAUGCGAUGAGGGAGUAUGUGAGCGAUGCGCAGAAGCUGGGAUGCCCGAGCGCGCCUACCCCGAGUAUUCUGGUUUUUGAUGAGCCGGAUCGCCCGCAGCCGAGGCUGGAUCGCGACUUAGGGCGCGGGUACACGGUUAGCGUCGGCCGGGUGAGAGAGGACGAGAGCGGGAUUUUUGAUAUCAAGUUCGUUGCGCUGAGCCACAAUACUGUCAUCGGAGCAGCUGGCUCUUCGAUACUAAACGCGGAGGCGGCGGUGCUGAAGGGGUUUAUCUAAGAAGGGUAGUAGGUAAGAGAAAUUAGAAAAGAAAGGGGGGUAUGUAUGCGAGAAAGCAAGCAUCCUGCAUCUAAGGCGUUAGGGUUGGUUUAUUUGCAUACGGAAGAUAAAAAUGAGGCGGGUGGGCAUUGAAGAUACGUGAUUGAGGUGGUAGAUAAGGGGUUUGAAUAAAAUGAAACGCUUCACUUACCAUUUCUAUGUCGUAUCUAGCUCAGUGGGUGGUAAGUUUGCGUAUGAUUUAAAUUUGCUGUCUAGGCGACUGUGAUUCAAGCUUUCGAUGAUAUAUUGCUAGUUGAGUUUGUUGGGUCCCGGGAGCAUUUCGCUGGGCAUCUUCGUCAUUUCCUGAGUAAUCAGUUUGAGCGAAUAUUAUAUCCAUUGUCU